AUGAGGAUGAGGACCACCAGCCUCCUCCUUGCCACCGGCGUCGUUGCUGCCGUCGUCUGCGCCACUGUCACCCCCACACCCGGGUGGACAUCCUGCGAUAACGGCCCCAAGAUCGACGAGCUCGCAAAGUGGGCGCUGGCGGAGAUGAAGCAAGGCCUCCAGUUGAGCAGCGUGCUCCGUUGCGAGGAGCAAGGCCAAGGCGUUCAAGGAAUCAUCUAUCGUAUCCUGCUGAACGCGCUCGACCGCACCGGCGGGACGGGCCACUACACGACGGACGUGUACGAUGAGGCGGCGACCAAAGUGCGCAAGCUCCUCUACUUCGGCACUGCCCCGUGGUAG
Messenger RNA from Triticum turgidum subsp. durum (durum wheat), 339 nucleotides. The record is from the annotation of a GenBank genome assembly. Lineage: Eukaryota; Viridiplantae; Streptophyta; Magnoliopsida; Poales; Poaceae.